UUCUGCUCAGCUCAGAGUUCGGCGGUAAAUGCUCUGCAGCAAAACCUCGUGAGUUCAACAUCUUCAUUCUCCAAGGUGUGUCCGGUGGGCUCUGUUCGUGUCGUGAUGGGGUCUUCAUCAUCAUCAUCAGUGGUCCUCCUCCUGCUGUCCUCUCUCUCCAUCGCUCUGGCCUGUAAUAAAGCUCUGUGCGCCAGUGACGUCAGCAAGUGUCUCAUUCAGGAGCUGUGUCAGUGUCGUCCAGCUGAUGGGAACUGCUCGUGCUGUAAGGAGUGUAUGUUGUGUCUGGGCUCUCUGUGGGAGGAGUGCUGCGACUGUGUGGGCAUGUGUAACCCGCGCAGCAUGAGUGAGUCUCCAGCGACGGGCAGGAGUACGGUGGAGGAUCUGUUCCAGCCCAUCCCGUCUCUGUUCCGCGCGCUGACGGAGGGCGACGCUCCCACACACACACUGGUGCUGACGCUGCCGCUAGCAGAGGAGCUGCAGUACCAACACAACCUGCACAACUACCUGGAGACGCUACACAACACACAACACAACAACACAACCUCUGUGCCCGAGAACAGCAUCCACAGCA
Molecule: messenger RNA, 571 nt
Organism: Danio rerio (zebrafish)
Lineage: Eukaryota; Metazoa; Chordata; Actinopteri; Cypriniformes; Danionidae
Gene: twsg1b
Product: twisted gastrulation BMP signaling modulator 1b
Cellular component (GO): extracellular region
Source: RefSeq, marked validated